CAAAUUAAACCCCUUUUCCCCGCCGCGGUCCGGCUCUUCGUUGAACCUCCCCGCGGAGACCCGACGCCCCGCCACGCUAACCGGAUGGCUUCCCACGCGAAACGACCUAAGAUCGGUGACGGUCCAGAGAUGAAUCCGCUGCCGGACUUCCUGCAGUGGUGCAAAACAGUCGGCUUGGUUCUCUGCGACAAGGUGCGCGUGAGCAAAGAGGGAACCGUGGCAGAGUUUGGGAUGCUGGCCACGGACAACAUUGAGGAGGGAGAGGUUUUAUUCACCGUCCCCAGAUCGGCGCUCCUCCACCAGGACACCACCGAGGUCUCCGUCCUGCUGGAGAAAGAGAGGUCCUCCCUGCAGAGCCCGUCCGGCUGGGUCCCCCUGCUGCUGGCUCUGCUCUACGAAUACACGUCCCCGCAGUCCCGUUGGAGACCUUACCUCUCUCUGUGGACAGACUUCAAAACACUGGACCACCCCAUGUUCUGGUCUAAGGAGGAGAGACACCGACUGUUGAGGGCAACGGGUGUUCCGGAGGCUGUGGACGCCGACCUGGCUAACAUUCAGAGGGAAUACACGGACGUGGUCCUUCCCUUCGUCGCCAAGCACCCCGACCUGUGGGACGCUGACACUCACACGCUGGAGCUGUACACCCAGCUGGUGGCCUUCGUCAUGGCCUACAGUUUCCAAGAGCCAGACGAAGAGGAGGGUAGUGAAGACGAGGACGAGGAGGAGGACGAGGAGGAGGAGGAGGAAAAGGCUCCAAACCCACCGAUGAUGGUUCCCAUGGCCGACAUGCUUAACCAUGUGUCCAAUCACAAUGCAAAUCUGGAGUUUACACCGGACAGUCUGAAGAUGGUUUGCGUGCGGCCGAUACGCAGAGGCGAAGAAGUGUUCAACACCUACGGGCAGAUGGCCAACUGGCAGCUGCUGCACAUGUACGGCUUCACGGAGCCUCACCGGGACAACCGCGACGACACCGCCGACAUCCCCGUCGGCAACUUCUGCAAGGUCGCCGCACAAGGUCGAGAGUUGACGAAACUGCAGCGCGACGAGAGACAGCGGAAACAAAACAAAAGUGUCCAGUCCGGACUGGAACAGCAGCUGGUGGAGGAGAAGCAGGAGGUGCUGUGUCAGGUGAUGCGAGGGAAGGAAGCCUUCGUCUUUGGGAAACAGGGCUGCCUUACAGACUUCGAGCUACACAGUGCGCUCAAGGUGCUGUGCAUGUCAGAGGAGGAGUUCUCCGAGUUUAAGGACAAUGAAGGGUGGGAGGAAGAUGAGGACGAGGACAUUUCCCUUUCCUUCUCUAACGAGGGUCUCUCCGGAUUGAAGGCUUCGUGGAAGUGGCUCAUCCACGGGGCCGCACGUCUGACUCUGCGGUCCUACGGGGAAGAGGCGCCGGGCGGGAAGAGCGACCAGGAGCUGAUGGAGGACAGGGUGGCGUUUGCAGGACUGAGCAGCAGGCGGCGGAACGCCCUGCAGGUGCGCUGUGGGCAGAAGAGCAUCCUGCACAGACUGAUGGAGCUCACUGGCUCGUGACUCCGGCUCCGCAGCACUUUUUAAAUCUGAAUGCUUGAAACCAAAAUGUUUAGAAUCACUGGCAAUAAAUGUUUUUUUUCCUCAA
Messenger RNA from Gasterosteus aculeatus aculeatus (three-spined stickleback), 1615 nucleotides. Lineage: Eukaryota; Metazoa; Chordata; Actinopteri; Perciformes; Gasterosteidae. The record is from RefSeq and is a predicted model, not a curated record.